AGUCCACACACUGGGAACAAUACAUCUUGUUACCUAUAUUACACACACUGGUAACGAUACAAAUUUUUACCUAUAAUCCUUACAUUGGGAACAAUACAUAUUGUUACCUAUAGUCCACAUACUGGGUACAAUACAAAUUGUUACCUAUAGUCCACACACUGGGAACAAUACAAAUUGUUACCUGUAGUCCACAUACUGGGAACAAUACAAAUUGUUACCUAUAGUCCACCCACAGGGAACAAUACAAAUUGUUACCUAUAGUCCAUCCACUGGGAACAAUACAAAUUGUUACCUAUAGUCCACACAUUGGGAACAAUACAAAUUAUUACCUAUAGUCCAAACACUGGAAACAAUACAAAAUGUUACCUAUAGUCCACACACUGGGAACAAAGUACUAUGAUGUAAGAUGUUUCAAACACUGGAAACACAAUACAUUGUUACUAAAAUGUACCACACACUAGGAACAGAAUACUCACUGGCAACACAAUACAUUGUCACUAAAGAUGUACCACACACUAGGAACAGAAUACUAUGCUACUAAAAUGUUCCCAAAGAGACAAAAUGUUAUGUUACUUAUUCCCCCCAAAAACAUUUCUGAAGCAAUCUUUUUAUGCUACAAGUGUUAUUUUUAAUCUUCACACACCUACCGGAAAUAUAACAUCAAUAGUUUCCAAUUCUGAUUUGUUACUCUUUCUAAGGGAACCAUUCAUUUUCUAUAAACUGUUUACUUAAUCUAUUGUCAAUCCUUCUUCCCUCUAUAAUCCUAGUGAUAUGUUUGGGGCUAAUAACCUAUACAGAUCCCUAAUCUGAACUAAGCACAAAUACUAACACCACUCAACCUCAAGAAAAUCAAAGAAAACAGAUAAAGGAUGUGUUUGUGUGCAGUAAUACACAUCUCGUUGCAACUUGUGAAAUACGUUGGUUUGUAAACAUAAAGUCAUUUACAUUUUAUUUAGUUAUUAUUCAAUUAGAAUAAAACAACUGUUCCAGUGGUUUGAAUCUGCUGGGAGACCUACAGCUGCUGCUGUAUACAACAGUAGGAACAAUGUGAUUUACACAGGACGACCAUGUCCCCUUCAAUCUUACACAUCCUUUACAAACCUCCAUGUCCCCUUCAAUCUUACAUAUCCUUUACAAAACUCCAUGUCCCCUUCAAUCUUACAUAUCCUUUACAAAACUCCAUGUCCCCUUCAAUCUUACACAUCUUUUACAAAACUCCAUGUCCCCUUCAAUCUUACAUAUCCUUUACAAAACUCCAUGUCCCCUUCAAUCUUACACAACCUUUACAAAACUCCAUGUCACUUUCCUUCAAUCUUACACAUCCUUUACAAAACUCCAUGCCCCCUUCAAUCUUACACAUCCUUUACAAAACUCCAUGUCGCCUUCAAUCUUACACAUCCUUUACAAAACUCCAUGGCCCCUUCAAUCUUACACAUCCUUUACAAAACUCCAUGCCCCUUUCCUUCAAUCUUACACAUCCUUUAAAAAACUCCAUGUCCCUUUCCUUCAACUACACAUACUUUACAAAACUCCAUGUACCUUUCCUUCAAUCUUACACAUCCUUUACAAAACUCCAUGCCCCUUUCCUUCAAUCUUACACAUCCUUUAAAAAACUCCAUGUCCCUUUCCUUCAACUACACAUCCUUUACAAACCUCCGUGUCCCUUUCCUUCAAUCUUACACAUCCUUUGCAAAACUCCAUGUCCCCUUCAAUCUUACACAACCUUUACAAAACUUCAUGUCCCCUUCAAUCUUACACAUCCUUUACAAAGCUCCAUGUCCCCUUCAAUCUUACAUAUCCUUUACAAAACUCCAUGUCCCCUUCAAUCUUACACAUCCUUUACAAAACUCCAUGUCGCCUUCAAUCUUACACAUCCUUUACAAAACUCCAUGUCCCUUUCCUUCAACUACACAUCCUUUACAAAACUCCGUGUCCCUUUCCUUCAACUACACAUCCUUAUCAAAGACUGCAUGUCCUUCUAAAACUACCUAUAUCAUUGACAAAGACUUGAUGCGUCCCCCCCCCCCUUCCCCCCAAAAACUACACAUCCUUAACAAAGAAAUGACAUCCCUCUCAACUACACAUCCUCAACUUAGACUAGACAUCCCUCUCAACUAUAGACCCUUAACAAAGACUUGACAUCCUUCUCAACUUUAGACCCUAAACAUAGACUUGACAUCCCUCUCAACUACACAUCCUCAACUAAGACUAGACAUCCCUCUCAACAAAAGACACUUAACAAAGACCUGACAUCCCUCUCAACAAAAGACACUUAACUAACAAAGACCUGAAAUCCCUCUCAACUAUAGACCCUUAACAAAGACUUGACGUCCCUCUCAACUAUAGACCCUUAGACUAUAGACUUCUAAGUCUACUCAUUCUUCAUAAUGACCUAAAUUAUUUUAUGCGAUAUGAUUUGGUUGUCACCUUCAAUGAUGACAUAUCAAACAGUUGACAACUUGUUAUAGUUGUUGCCUCUAGUGAGAGUUUCCACCUUGGCAUACUUGUCACCUUAAGUGAUGUCAUGCAGUUUUCUUCUAGAGAUAUGAUAUCAAUUUCAUUUGACCAUUCCUUACCGAUUGUUUUGAGAAUUAAGUUUUCAAAGGCAGUCCAGUUCAGACAACAAUUGAUCUGAAAACGUUGGUGCUAUUGCCACUCUGAUGUCAUUGGCUAGUUGUCAGGUGACAUGU
Messenger RNA from Mizuhopecten yessoensis (Yesso scallop), 2690 nucleotides. RefSeq lists its product as uncharacterized. The coding region runs from base 1068 to 1982 and encodes 304 amino acids. The transcript has 2 exons. The record is from RefSeq and is a predicted model, not a curated record. Lineage: Eukaryota; Metazoa; Mollusca; Bivalvia; Pectinida; Pectinidae.